AAAAAAAUCUUACUUCAAAGCCGAUUUGCCCAAUCUUCUCCUCUCGAUCCCUUUCCUUACACUGCUGAGUCCCGUUUCAGCUCCCACGGUUCAAUCGCACAUUACCGCUAUGCCAGAGCUGUGCGAUGGGCGUCUUGAUGAUCUCCUGAGAGAAGCGGCUAGUCGCCUUGCGACGAAGCAGCCGCCACGGCCCAAGGAUUGCGCCUUGAUUGCCAUCAAGGCCGUACCUGUCAAUCCAACUGCGGAUUCAAAGGUGCAGCCCAAGGCACAAGACUCAAAAAGCAUCAUGCUUCGCGAUCCUAGGCCAGCGGAGAAGAAGACUGCCAAAGAUAAUGCCGGCCCGGGCUGGUUUGGCAUCCCCAAGACGGAUCCCAACGAUCCCGAGCUGAAGCGAGACCUCCAGAUUCUUCACAUGAGAGGAACUGCCAUCGAUUCCAAGCGCCACUACAAGAAGGAAUCCCUCAAGGCCAAGGUGCCUCGCUACGCUCAUGUCGGACGCAUUGUCGAGGGCCCGACCGAGUUCCACAGCGCCCGCUUGACGCGCAAGGAGAGAAAGCAGACCCUUGUGGAUGAGUUGUUGAGCGCAGAAAAGGCAUCGGGCAAGUUCAGAUCCAAAUAUGAGGCGAUCCAGACGAAGAAGGCGAGCGGCAAGAAGGCGUUUUACAAGAAAUUGGUUGAGCGCCGUCGGCGCAGCCGCCAGUAGCCAGGCACACGCUUUGCUUUUCGUGUCUGGACAUGUCUCUUUUAAAUUUUGUGAUACCCGAAGUCGCUGGCUGAUAGACAGUCGCGCAAAUCAAUUAAAUAUGGACUUCCAUGCAGCUGGUGUAAAGAACGCAAGACAUGAGUGAUGGAAAUGUUUUAGUGACAUAGUAUCAAAUCCAAUCACCACCUUACAAUCAA
This is a messenger RNA of Colletotrichum phormii, 900 nucleotides long. Its product is annotated as Fcf2 pre-rRNA processing-domain-containing protein. The coding region runs from base 110 to 703 and encodes 197 amino acids. Gene Ontology annotation, molecular function: RNA binding. NCBI's taxonomy places the organism in Eukaryota, Fungi, Ascomycota, Sordariomycetes, Glomerellales, Glomerellaceae. Gene Ontology annotation, biological process: RNA processing. The transcript is spliced from 2 exons. The record is from RefSeq and is a predicted model, not a curated record. Gene Ontology annotation, cellular component: nucleolus.